Messenger RNA from Mustela erminea (ermine), 1623 nucleotides. It is a transcript of the gene NUP42, whose product is annotated as nucleoporin 42. Gene Ontology annotation, cellular component: nuclear envelope. Bases 359 to 1426 code for a protein of 355 amino acids. NCBI's taxonomy places the organism in Eukaryota, Metazoa, Chordata, Mammalia, Carnivora, Mustelidae. The transcript has 6 exons. The record is from RefSeq and is a predicted model, not a curated record. Gene Ontology annotation, molecular function: metal ion binding; nuclear export signal receptor activity.
GCUAUGACCAUUUGUCAGUUCUUCCUUCAAGGCCGGUGCCGCUUUGGAGACCGGUGCUGGAACGAACAUCCUGGCGCCGGGGGUGCGGGCGGAGGACGGCAGCAGCAGCCCUCAGGUGACGUGCCCCUCCAUCCUCCGCCGCCGGUGGAGCGGGGGAAGGCCUGGAGCCAGGGCCGUGGGGCUGAGAACGGGCGUCCGUCGUGGGGCCCGUCGCUCGGCGUAGCGCGGCGGCGCACCAGUCAGGUGACGAUGACGUGCUGGCGUCGUCCCCUUUUCGGUCCCGCCCACAGGCCCGGCCCAGGGUCUCUCCGGUGCUCCUCUGUGCUGUGUGGGGAUUCGGCUGGUUGUAGUUGAGGGGAUGAAGACCGGGACUCGGCCUUUGGUAAUAACAGACGUGGAUGGAAUACCACCAGCCAAAGAUACUCCAGCGUUAUCCAGCCAUCCAGCUUCUCCAAAUCAACACCAUGGGGGGGCAGCAGAGAUCAAGAAAAGCCAUCUUUUAGUUCCUUCAAUUCUGGAGCUUCAACUAGCAGGAACAGAGGGUUUGGAGUGUCCCAGAACCCAUUUGCUUCACCCAGCCCUGAUGGGCAGAAAGAUGAAAAGAAACUUCUGUUUUACAGACAUUUCACCAGAGGAGUUGAGGCUUGAAUACCAUAACUUCUUAACCAGCAAUAACUUACAGAGUUAUCUAAAUUCCCUCCAACAGUUAAUAAAUCAAUGGAGAAAUAGAAUAAAUGAACUGAAGAGCCUAAAUACAUCAACUAACAUAGCCUUGCUCUCAGAUGUAAAGGAUGGAAUAAAUCAACCAGCACCUGCAUUUGGAUUUGGCAGUACAAAUGCAGUAACAUUUGGAUCACCAGGUUUUCCAGUGAAUAACAGCAGCAGUGCUAAUGCUCAGAAUUUUAGUUUUAAACCAAGCUCUGCCCCUUCUGGAAGUCCUCCUAUGUUCGGGAAUACUCCAGCAUUUGGAGCUGCAUCCUCUGCCAGUUCUGCCAUCACUACUUCUGUUCCAGCAUUUGGAUUUGGGAAACCUGCAAUCACAUCUGCUGCUUCAUUUUCUUUUAAAAGUCCUGCAGCCACUGGUUUUGGAUCACCUGGAUUUUCAGGAUUUCCAACUUCCAUGGCAACAGGCUCUUUUGGAGCUCCAGGGGCCCCAGCCUUUGGAAGUGGUACUUCUGUGGCUAGUUUUGGUAGUCUAGGUUCACAUUCCCACACUGCUUUUUCCAAGUCAUCUAGCAACACCUUUGGAAACAGUAGCAUAUCUACCUCUCUCCCAGUCUCAAAUGGCAGCACCACAACAGAUAACAAAUUAUUCACACCCAAGGAUCAACUCACAGCAGAAGAACUGGAGCAAUUUCAAUCCAAGAAAUUUACUCUAGGAAAAAUUCCCUUAAAGCCACCACCUACGGAACUUCUAAAUAUUUGAAAGGACAGUUUUAAAUACAGAAAAGAACAGCUCUUAAAAUUUUUCUGAGUGGUUUGUAUAAAAUUGCUUUAAGUGAUUUAAAUAUAUACAUAUAUAUGUAUAUAUGUACAUAUAUACUUAAAAAGAAUAUAAGCUUUCAUUAAUAACUUUAGGGGUCUUGAAAUUCAAUAUUUUUUCUAAGUAAAGCAUAAAAAGUA